Messenger RNA from Glycine soja, 1212 nucleotides. RefSeq names its product leucine-rich repeat extensin-like protein 3. The transcript is spliced from 2 exons. Bases 23 to 712 code for a protein of 229 amino acids. Lineage: Eukaryota; Viridiplantae; Streptophyta; Magnoliopsida; Fabales; Fabaceae. The record is from RefSeq and is a predicted model, not a curated record.
UUGUUUUAUUUUUGAGUAGGAAAUGAGAAUCGCAAAUUCCCACACACAAUUGAUUGUUGAUUUCAUUUUCCUCUGGCGGAAGCCAUUUUUCGAUCUGUUGGUGUGCUUUCUGGAAAGGUGGUGGAUGGCAAAAAACAACAAGUACGCCUCUAUUAACUUCAACCACAUCUACGAAAAAACCAACACCACCAACCCACACAACAAGAAUCCUUCUCUCUCUUCUUCUUCCGCUUCCUAUUCCGCCGUCUCCGCCCCCAACAAACCCCAUGGCCGCAUCCUCGUCCUAACCCGACCCACUCCCAAACCCAUCACGCCCUCCACCCCGCAACCGCAACAGCAACAACCACCACCGCCGACCCCGAUCCAGCACAACCACCCCCGGUCCGAACCAGGAUCGGACGCGAUCUCGCUCCGACCCCUGGGCCGAACCGGAACCGGUUCACCGCUCUUGUCGCUCCCCGUUGUUUCCAGCCCCGACAAGGACUUGCCCUUGCUCUCUCCUCAGCCGCCCAAGACGGACAAGUUCGUACCGCCACACCUUCGGCCCGGGUUCGUUCCCAGGGAGGAGGCUCCCCCGCCCGGGCCCGAACUUCGGCCCAACGGCCGGCCCAAGUCGGGUGGCGGCCCGGACAGGAUGAGAAGGGUUGGGCCGGGUGGCGUCUCGGAUGCGGGGGUCUUGGGCCGCGGGACUCGGCCCAGUUCCAGUGGAUGAAUGGUGGCUAUGAAGUUGAAUUCUUUUCCGAGGACGAAGACAAACACAUUUUGCUACAGAGAUGGGUUCUCUAUACCAAUUCAGUGCAUGUAUCCUUUGUCCCUCUGGAACUGACAUCAAUUUUCACAUGGCAAAAGAAAUCACAGAAGAUGAAAACUGACCAGGUGGCAGAUUUUCACCACCUAACGUCCCAAUUUAUAGCAAAAUUUGUUGUGCUCAUAGGAGGCUUUAACACCCAAGUUCUUCUGUUGGUGUUUGGUCCUCUUCAACCACGUGCCAAUAGAGAGUAGAAGAAUCUAUAUACAUAUUUUUAAUUCCUAGCUAAACUGUUCUGUUGACUGUUCUGAAAGACAUACCCUCUGUACUUUGAGCAUAAGUUUGAGAGGAGAUCCAAUCGUUUUUAUUGUCUUAUUAUACUUGUUGCAGUUUGUUUGUUAAUUCAGCCAAGACCCGUUCAUUCAUUAGUUACACACUGGCUUGGCCUUUUCAGUUCCUAAAAA